AAGAUUAAGGAAGCACGAAAAGGUCAACGGGCGAAUUAACAACGCGUUCAUGUGCACGUUUUUCUCUUUGGGCGGACGCGCGCGCUCCACUGUACUCAACAACGUACGUGCGCGUAUCCGAGGAUCUGUGACCAAGAUGGCGUGUCCCCACGGAACAAACGUCGUAGUUCCCCGCAACUUCCGGCUGCUGGAAGAACUGGACGAUGGUCAGAAAGGAGUCGGAGAUGGCACAGUUAGUUGGGGCCUUGUCAACGAUGACGACAUGACCCUCACUCACUGGAAUGCCACCAUUAUCGGCCCCCCUAAGACUGUCUAUGAAGGCAGAAUAUACUGUCUGAAAAUCGAAUGUGGACCCAGAUACCCAGAUCAUCCGCCUCAUGUACGUUUUUUGCACAGGAUCAAUAUGGUUGGAGUACAUUCAUCAAAUGGCGUUGUGGACGUAAAGGCACUGCCCUGCUUGUUCAGAUGGAAAAACAGUUACACAUUGCGUAUGGUGCUCACAGAGCUCAAACAACACAUGACAAUGAAAGAGAACUACAAGCUUUCCCAGCCUCCCGAGGGUCAAAUGUACAACUGAUACAUCUGCAUCUACCCCUCCCUGUCAUCCAUAUACACAGAGAAACACAUAGACAGACAGACCACAUUCCACAUAUUCAACACUGGCUACACCUCUUUGGCUACACAAGUGUCAUUUUGUCCAAGAUCCCAGAAGACCAGCACCAUCAUGUGAAGCAUCCCAUUGGACAGCGGGAAUAAUAAUACAGGGGACUUCCUCACCCAGUGCCCAGUUAGCCAUUUUGGUCCACAGAGAAGACCUGACCAAGCCCAAAAUACUGUGCAUUUGGUUUAUUUUGGCCUGUCAAUGUGCAUAAUGAUUAUUUAUUGGAAUCUUAUAUUCUUCGUGAAUUUGAAAUAGAACAGUGGUUCUAUGGUUAACACCAGUAUGAAAUGUAUCAUGGUGCUGGUGAGCAAAUUCCUUUUUUUUUUUUUUUUUAAAAGACCACACUAUUUUACUCUUCUUCUGAACUAGAUUCCCAUGCCCCAUACGAUAUUUAAGUCUAAUAGGCUCUUUUAGUGUUGAAUGAGAUUCCCUCACUUACUUCAAUCCCAAAGAUGUGAAUUAGUUGGUUCUUCUUUUAAGAAGUGCAUGUCUGGUUCAAGUGAGUGUAACUAAGGGGGUGGAGGGACAUUCAACAACUUGUGUAUCAACAAAAGCACGGCAGCCUCAUCACUCAUGUUGGAAGAUUUCUGUUUGUCAUAACGUUUUGUGAUGGUGUCUGAUUCCAAGCAACCUGUGGGGCGGGACAGCGUUGCGUGGCGAGAUCUCUACAGAGAGGAUGUGUUUGGAACUUUUCUGGAUCGCCACUUGACAGUAGCUUGUGCUGCCUUUUUUCUUUCCUUUAUAUUUUAUUAUUUUGGGGGUUCUUGUUUUGGUUUCUUUAGUUUCUGGGCUGACCUGUGUGGGCCUCCUGAAGUAGUCAACUUUCUGUUUAUUUUUUGAUUUGCCACUGAGCAAUGUACGGCUUUGGAUGUUUAUUUUAAUAACAGGAACAUUCAGUUAGGGUGAUGGGGACCUGUUGCAUGGUUUUGUUUGAAUUAAAUGUUAUUACUUUUGCA
Messenger RNA from Hippocampus zosterae (dwarf seahorse), 1617 nucleotides. RefSeq names its product ubiquitin-conjugating enzyme E2 variant 1 (gene ube2v1). The transcript has 4 exons. Gene Ontology annotation, cellular component: nucleus. The record is from RefSeq and is a predicted model, not a curated record. The coding region runs from base 50 to 577 and encodes 175 amino acids. NCBI's taxonomy places the organism in Eukaryota, Metazoa, Chordata, Actinopteri, Syngnathiformes, Syngnathidae. Gene Ontology annotation, biological process: DNA damage tolerance; protein K63-linked ubiquitination.